Molecule: messenger RNA, 1242 nt
Organism: Plasmopara halstedii
Lineage: Eukaryota; Oomycota; Peronosporomycetes; Peronosporales; Peronosporaceae
Product: ca2 :cation antiporter family
Exons: 8
Coding region: 1-1242 (413 amino acids)
Biological process (GO): carbohydrate metabolic process
Cellular component (GO): extracellular region
Molecular function (GO): oligosaccharide binding; chitin binding
Source: RefSeq, a predicted model, not a curated record
AUGAUGCCUCAAGCAAGCCUGAGUAUUGUCCCUUGUCAUUGCAACCCCCCAACACGAAUACACAAAUCUAAGAGGCUAAGUGUUGGGGCAUUUGCUGUGGAGCACGACGAUGAUAUUGACGAAGUCGAGGAAGAUGAAGAUGAUGUGUUCGACUUCACUACGAGCAAACUGGAUCAUGUCAAAAGCAAAGACCUCGUAGAGGUAGAGUGCAAUGAUCAAGAGUGCGCUAUCAGUGCGACAGACCAAAUACACUCUGUCUGGGAGCGCGGUCUCGUGACGUUUAAGCCAAAAGUUAAGUCAAUUUUAGAGGAGCAUGCACGAGCCGCCACGAGAGUUGAAAAACAUUCUAAAGGUGAGACACUAGGUUACGUGACGCCGUGGAAUAGUCGUGGCUAUGACUGGGCCAAAAAAUACCGCGCUAAGCUUACGUACGUCUCACCCGUGUGGCUUCAAGUCCGCGAGAAUCCCGACCACGUUCCAAUCAUCACAGGCACGCAGGAUAUAGAUCGCAGGUGGAUGUUGGAUGUUAAGAAUGGAGUAGCUGGACAGGAUAUGCUUAAUGAAGGCCCGGAGAUUGUGCCUCGCGUUGUUUACGAGCGUAACCGUCUCGUUUCCGAAGAUGUUCCUGUGAUUAUUGACAAGAUUUUGGAGCUAGUAAACAAGCACGAGUUUGACGGAAUUGUCUUCGAGAUUCCAGUGCAAGAAGGCACAGUGGACAUGCUGCAGCAAAUCGGUCGUGCUUUCCGGGCGGCAAAUAAAUUGCUGAUACUUGUUUUGUCCAGAUGCUCACAAGAAGGUGAAUUGCCAGUGACUCACGAGAUGUUUAAUGAGCUGGCACCACUUGUACAUCGAUUUUCCAUAAACGCAUAUGACUACAGCAUGCCAGGACCAAAUGCGCCGUAUACGUGGCUUGAAAAGACAUUGAAAAAUAUGUCGCCUAUGGAAAGACAGAAAGUCUUGAUGGGACUUCCAUUUUAUGGCUAUGAUAACACUGAUGCAAUCACGGGAAGUACAUACAUUCAGUCAUUGAGUGAAAACGAGAUAUCUGAGAUUCGAUGGGACGCAAAAGCUCAUGAAUGCCAUCACUCGUAUUCGGCUGCUCAAACUCGAAGUCACCAUGUCGUCUUCUACCCUUGUUUGCAAUUCCUCCAGGACCGUUUGAAGCUAUUUAGAGAGCAACACGUUGGCGUUGCCAUCUGGGAGCUUGGACAAGGGCUUGAAUAUUUUUACGAUCUGUUAUAG